This is a messenger RNA of Lates calcarifer (barramundi perch), 4825 nucleotides long. Its product is annotated as immunoglobulin-like and fibronectin type III domain-containing protein 1. The transcript is spliced from 24 exons. Bases 274 to 4278 code for a protein of 1334 amino acids. The record is from RefSeq and is a predicted model, not a curated record. Gene Ontology annotation, molecular function: protein binding. Lineage: Eukaryota; Metazoa; Chordata; Actinopteri; Centropomidae.
AAGUGAUCACUUUCAUAGGGACGGGUAAGACGAACCACCAGCCUUUACCACUGCUGUAAUACGGGUUUUUACCAACUACAUUUCAACCAUGUAUGGGUUUCUAUGCACUCCAAAAUUUUAUCACCGAACCAAAAGGGGCGUCACCUUUGAAAUAUUGGAUAGAGUGAGAUAGAGAGUACAAGCUGAAGACGGACAGCUGAACGUAGACGACGAAGAACUGGAACCACAAAGUGAUCACAAUUCUUAUAUGACAAAACAACCAACAACGCUGCAAUGAGUUCAGGCACCAAACAGGACCCAAAAGCCGCAGUGGCUAUCAAGAAAAGAUCCAGAGUUCCCGGGGUUAUAAUCACUCAGUAUGUUGAGAUACUCCCCGCAGGAAAGACAACACCUGACUUCACCCGGAAGCCAAUGGCUACAACAGUUCUAGAGGGUAAGAAAGCGUUUUUCAAAGCUAUGGUUAAUGGAGAGCCGGCACCAACUGUCACCUGGGAGCGCAAGAAGGGUAAUGUCAGCGACCCAGAAAAGUACAAGACCAGAUAUGAUGAAAGAGCUCGAGAGCACAUUUUAGAGAUAACCAGUGUAAAACUAGAUGAUGCUGACACCUUCAAGUGCUGUGCCACCAAUGAGUAUGGAGUGGCUUCCUGUACUGUAACACUCAAAGUUACUGAAGGUGGCCUCAAGAAGAAAAGUCAGGCAGCAAAUGGAGAAACACAGGAUUUCAGAUCAAUGCUUAAGAAAACCGUUGUUGUCACCAGAAAAAAACAACUGCCACCGAAGAAGGAGGGAGAAAUUGAUCCUAAGCUCUGGGAACUGCUUCUCAGUGCACGAAAGAAAGAUUAUGAAAAAAUCUGUUUUGAGUUUGGUGUUACUGACUUUCGGUGGAUGCUGAAGAGACUCAACCAAAUGAAAAAGGAAAGAGAAGAAGAGCAGGCAAAGGUUGUAGAGAAGCUGGAGAAUGUGAGACAAAUACAAGUGAAACCAAAUGGGAGAGCUGAAUUUAGCCUCAACAUGACACUAUGGGAUCCUAACAGUGCAGUUAACUUAUACAAGGAUGGGAAAUUGGUGCCAUACAGUGAGGAUGAAAAUGCAAAGCACAGCCUUAGGAAAGUUGGGACAAAGUAUAUUUUCAGCAUCAAAGACCCUCAGCCAGAAGAUGCUGGAUUUUACCAGCUUGAUGUUGAAGAAGCAAAUGUUCUUACAACUGACUUUCGCUUGCCAUCUGUGGAGUUUACAUCCAAGAUUAAGAAUGUGAAGGCUGUUGAAGGUGAAGAUGCUGUCUUUGAGUGCGUCCUGUCAACACCCCUGAACAGUAUUACUUGGUCUAAAGAUGACUCGUCACUUGAUGAUGAUGACAAAUAUGAGAUCACUGUCUCAGAGGACAAACUUACUCACACAUUAAAAGUUCAAGACUGUGACAUUGCAGAUAGUGGAACAUAUUAUGCCAUUGCUGGGAUAACUUCCAGCAGUGCCUCUCUCUCAGUGCAAGCUGAUCCAGAGGGCCGUAAACGCCGUAAGGUCACCAAAACUAGGGAUCAGGAUGAUUUGACUAAACUAGCAUCAGAAGAGCAGGCUAAUCUACAAAAUGAGGAAGAUGACAUGGAGGCAGCCAGACGAGCACAGGCUGAAAAGGACACUGCAGAUGCAGCAGCUAAAGCUGCACUGGGGGAUGGAGGAGAUGGUUCUGGUGAUGGUUCUGGUGAUGGAUCUGGUGAUGGAUCUGGUGAUGGAUCUGGUGAUGGAUCUGGUGGAAAGACUGAUGGAGACAAAGGUGAUGGAGAUGACAAGAAUAAAAGCCUCCUGGGAGAUGGAGAUGAUGAAAGUAAAAAGGGUGAUGCAGAUGAUAAGAAAAAGAAGCGAUUACGAACUGGCCCUUCGGUUGCUGACACUGCUACAGAUCGAGGUGUUCAGUUUGUGAGUGGGCUAUCAGAUACUGUUGUUAACGUUGGUAAACGGGCAGAGCUGUCUUGCAAACUAAGCAGUGACAAAUCAAAGGGAAGAUGGUAUAAAAAUGGGAAGCCGCUAACCAAAGAGGAUGGGGUAACAAUUAUCCAAGAUGGAUCCUGUCACAAGUUGAUAAUUGACUGCUGUACAAAAGAUGAUGCAGCUGUGUACCGCUUUGAAGCUGAAGGACGUAAAUCAGAAGCAACACUUAAUAUUCAAGACCCACCAAAAAUUGACAGUGAUGCUCUGGGAAAAUUCACAAAGCCAGUCAUUGUAAAGGCAGGUGAAAAUGCCCAGUGGAAGCUGCCGUUCUCAGGUGGAGUCCCGAUGAACGUACAGUGGUACAAGAAUGAUGAUGAGCUUUCGCCUGCCCUCAAUGUGAAGAUCGAAACAUCAGAUACUGAGAGCCAGCUACGCCUUACUAAGUGCCAAAGGAAAGAUAGUGGAGAGGUCAAAAUCAAAAUAAAAAAUGAAUUUGGUACUACAGAAGCAAUUUCCCAACUUAUUGUAGUAGACAAACCCACACCACCACAGGGUCCUGUGGACAUUAUGGAAAGUGCUGUAACAUCUGUUGAGUUUAAAUGGAAACCACCAAAAGACAGUGGUGGGUGCCCAGUCACAAACUAUAUCAUAGAACGCCAACAGGCGGGGCGCAAUAAGUGGUUGAGUCUUGGUGAGAUCCCUGGCAGCAACCCUAGUUACAGAGAUUCAAAUGUGGACCCUGGAAGGAGAUACUGCUACCGAAUCAGAGCCAAGAAUGCAGAAGGCAUCAGUGAUUACCUGCAGACGGAGGACAUACCUGCUGGUGUACUACGUUAUCCAGGAGCCCCAACAGUACCUAAAGUGGUCAGUGCCUUUAAGGAUUGCAUCAAUCUGUCAUGGAGUCCCCCAUGUGACACUGGAGGAACCAAAAUAGUGGGAUACAAUUUGGAAAAGAACAAGAAAGGCACUAAUUACUGGAGCCUUGUAAACCAAGGAGGGCCAAUUACAGAUACAAAGUAUGCAGUGAAAGAUGUCUUUGAAGGGGCAGCAUAUGAAUUCAGAGUGUCUGCUAUCAACCUGUCUGGUGCUGGAGAUCCAAGUAUUCCAUGUGACACAGUGGUUGCAAGAAAUCCAAUGAAACCCCCAGGUAAAGUCACAGACCUGAAAUUAACAUCCUCCAGUUACACCUCAUUUUCACUGGCCUGGGCUAAACCUAAAGCACAAGGAGUAGAGAAUGAAGCCCUUGGGUACUACGUGGAGAUCAGACCGGUAGAAUGCCUUGAUUGGACCCGCUGUAAUGCCACCCCCAUCACUUUAACUUCCUACACCGUGCUUGGCUUGAAGGCAAUGGCCACAUACUGGGUGAGAGUAAUUGCCACCAAUUAUGGUGGUGAAGGAGAACCUCAGGGCUUUGACAAGUAUGUCAUUGCCAUGCCCCCUCCUGUGAAGCCAAAAUUCAAAGACAGAAACAUGAAGACAUUUGUGGUGGUGAAAUCUGGAAACACAGUCCGACUGAACAUCAACUUUGAGGCCUCUCCACUGCCAGAAAUCACUUGGCUAAAAGAUGGUAUUCCAGUGCCAAAACAUGUGACAAUUACCAACUCUGAUAAAGGCUCUCUGUUGUUAAUCCCCACAUCUGAGCGGUCCGACAGUGGCGUCUACACCAUUACUGUCAAGAACGUGGUCGGUCAGGAGAGCUUCAAUGUUGAAAUCAGGGUCACAGAUGAUCCCAAGCCUCCAGGACCAGUGGAGCUGGAUCAAAACAUCCCAGGAACAGUGACUCUGUCCUGGUCUCCCUCUCCAGAUGAGAAGAGGGAUGACAGGUUACACUACAUGAUAUCCAAACGGGACUCCACCAAACGCGUUUGGAGGACAGUGGCUGACAACCUCUUCAACAAUAAGUUCACAGUCAUCAACAUUUUGCCUGGACGGGAGUAUAACUUCAGGGUGUUUGCUAAAAACGACAUGGGCCUUUCACCACCCUCUGAAUCACCUGCAUUUGGAACCGAAAAGGAAAGAGGAAAGUUCCAAGUGACCAUGCCAGAGAGAAAACGCUUAGACUUUCAGUCACCUCCAUCGUUCAUCGUUCCCCUGAGGAGGCGUACACCUCCACAAGGUUACGAGUGCCACAUGAGCUGUGCAGUCAAGGGUGAUCCAACUCCACGUGUGACAUGGUACCGCAACAACAUCAGCCUGAACACAAAUGCCAACUACCACAUCACCAAUGUGUGUGGUGUCUGCUCCCUGCUCAUUCUGAGGGUGGGAGCCAAAGACGACGGGGAAUACAAAAUCGUUAUUGAGAAUAAACUGGGGAUAGCUGAAAGCUCAAUGACGCUGAAUGUCAGAGAGUGAAGAAGAGCUGCACCUGCUGGACAGAAGCUGAACCAAAAGAUCAAUUAGACUACAAACUGAAGUUACUCCACUUUCCACUAGUGUUAUGCACCACUAUUUGAUCAUUCUGCCUCUAUUUACAAAAUAUGCAGUCAAAUACACUGCAAGAUAAAGAAUUUAAAAAACACAUUUUAUGGUUGUGCAUGUCAAUGAGUAUGCUCAUGAACACAAAUAAGCACUUCUAGUAGUGUGAUGUUGAUGCACUAGAUUACGACUAGACAGAUACUCUUACUGUGAAGGGUGAACAUUGACAUUUGACACACACCCAUGUUUGGGUCAAAUGUCAAUGUUUGUUUCCAUUGGAGUAAACAGGAGAUACACUUGUCAUAAAUGCAAAUGUUUUGUGUUUAAAAUGGAGGUUUAGUGAUUUAAUGAUAAACGUUGCGCCUCUAGUUUUACCUACUGCUUUGGUUCUGGACUUCUCCUAGAGCAGAUUCUGUGAAAGAUUUAUUUCUAAAUAGAGAGCAGUUGCCACUCCUGUGCUUUGAAAUAAAUGGCUGAAAAACAA